This is a messenger RNA of Zerene cesonia (dogface butterfly), 7299 nucleotides long. RefSeq names its product protein turtle (gene tutl). NCBI's taxonomy places the organism in Eukaryota, Metazoa, Arthropoda, Insecta, Lepidoptera, Pieridae. Gene Ontology annotation, biological process: axon guidance; homophilic cell-cell adhesion; dendrite self-avoidance. The coding region runs from base 444 to 3848 and encodes 1134 amino acids. Gene Ontology annotation, molecular function: cell-cell adhesion mediator activity. Gene Ontology annotation, cellular component: plasma membrane; axon. The transcript is spliced from 17 exons. The record is from RefSeq and is a predicted model, not a curated record.
GAGUGGCAAGGUGUGGCGCUUGCGCGCGGCUCGCGGGAGGGCGCUAGCGUCGCCGCCGCGGCAGUACCGUGCGCGUCGCCUACUGAGACCUACCUGCUGCUCGUUGUUCGCUCACCUGGCUCAUUGAUCGCGGACGAUCUCAUUAGAAAACAUCGUGCAGUCAUGAUUUGUUACACCGACGAGACAAUCACAGUGUUUCAAUAGGUGUUUAAGUGAUGAUUUACGGUUAAAUGUCCGUUCGGAUGUCCAGCGCGGUAGUAAACAACCGGUCCAGAUAGGAGGCUGCGUCUGCCUCACGCCCGGCUGUAGUGGAAUGCGGCAAUUUUAACAACUGCGGACCUCGGGACCCAUAUACGAAUUGGGAUUGUCCGGUUGCUUCUUAGAAAAAAGGUGAUGCACCGAGGAUGAGUCGCCGCGCGCGGCCGUGACAUGGGAGCGCAGGCAUGGGCUGGCGCGCCGAGCAAACGCCGCACAUCGCCGCCGGCCUGCUCCUUCUGCUGCUAGUCUACCUGCCGGUUACUUGCCACCAAGACCACCAAGAUGCUGUGCACAUCACAGCCAUCCUCGGCGAGAGCGUGGUGUUCAACUGCCAGGUGGAUUUCCCCGAAGACAUACCCGUGCCGUACGUGUUGCAGUGGGAGAAGAAGGUAGGCGAAACGGGACAGGAUAUACCGAUCUACAUCUGGUACGAGAGCUAUCCAACGCACAGCGGAGAAGGUUAUGAGGGCAGGGUGUCGCGGGUCGCUCCUGACUCGCCGUACGGCGCGGCUAGCCUCAACCUCACUAAUAUACGAGAGUCAGACCAGGGAUGGUACGAGUGUAAGGUGGUGUUCCUCAAUCGGUCACCGAAUCAACACAAGAACGGCACGUGGUUCCACUUGGAUGUGCACGCUCCACCUCGCUUCUCCAUCACGCCGGAAGAGAUUAUAUAUGUUAAUUUAGGAGAUGCCAUUAUACUCAACUGCCAAGCAGAAGGCACACCAACGCCAGAGAUUCUGUGGUACAAGGACGCGAAUCCCGUGGAGCCAUCUGGCACAGUUGGUAUCUUCAAUGAUGGAACCGAACUGCGCAUCAGCAACAUACGACACGAAGAUAUCGGAGACUACACGUGCAUCGCGCGCAACGGGGAGGGCCAAGUGUCGCACACCGCCCGCGUUAUCAUCGCUGGUGGAGCUGUCAUCACUAUGCCACCAACAAACCAAACAAAGCUGGAAGGAGAGAAAGUCCAAUUCUCAUGCGAAGCUAAGGCACUACCCGGAAAUGUUACGGUUAAAUGGUUUCGCGAAGGCGCCCCGGUUGCUGAGGUGGCGGCUUUGGAGACACGGGUUACAAUACGAAGAGAUGGCGCUUUAGUAAUCAACCCUGUCGCUGCUGACGAUUCGGGACAAUAUCUAUGUGAAGUGUCGAAUGGCAUCGGAGACCCGCAGAGCGCUUCAGCUUAUUUGAAUGUAGAAUAUCCAGCAAAAGUGACAUUUACACCGACGGUACAAUACCUACCAUUUCGAUUGGCGGGAGUAGUGCAGUGCUACAUAAAGGCGAACCCACCCCUGCAGUACGUCACGUGGACGAAGGACAAAAGACUUCUAGAGCCAUAUCAAACCAAGGACAUUGUGAUCAUGAAUAACGGAUCCCUGCUAUUCACUAGAGUCAAUCAAAACCAUCAGGGGCGAUAUACCUGCACACCAUACAAUGCGCAGGGCACUCAGGGAUCUUCAGGACCUAUGGAAGUGCUUGUUAGAAAACCGCCAGUGUUCACUGUAGAACCGGAGCCAUUGUACCAAAGAAAGGUCGGCGAAUCAGUGGAGAUGCAUUGCGAAGCGCAAGAAGCGGAGGGCACGCAGCGGCCGACCGUGGUGUGGCGGCGGCGGGACGGGCUGCCGCUGCAGAAGAGCCGGGUGCGCGCGCUCGGCGGGAACAUUACCAUCGACACGCUGCGCCGACAGGACUUCGGCAUAUACCAGUGCGUCGCAUCCAAUGAGGUGGCAACGAUAGUAGCAGACACGCAGCUCGUGAUCGAGGGCACGCAACCGCACGCGCCGUACAACGUAUCAGGCACGGCCACGGAGUUCCAGGUGACGCUGCGCUGGCAGCCCGGCUACGCGGGCGGCCCGGACUACAAGCAGGACUACACCAUUUGGUAUAGAGAGGCCGGCUUCUCGGAGUGGACCAAAGUACCCGUCACGCCGUCUGGAGCGACUUCUGUCACAAUUAACAGGCUUCAACCAGGGACCACUUACGAAUUCCAAGUCAACAGUAAGAAUACAAUAGGAGAAGGAAUGAUGAGCAAAGCUAUUACAAUAAGGACUCUUGAUGUAGGCGCAAAACCAAAGGUGGCUCCGACGACUGCGGGACCCGUAGACGAAAAGAUCUUUCAGAAUGCUCCUGAAGGAUCGGGUCCAAAGUCGGGCCCUCCCCGUAAUCUCACCGUGACGGAAGUGCACAACGGUUUCCUGAUCACGUGGCAGGCACCGCUGGAGCGCUCCCACCUCGUGCAGUAUUACACUAUCAAAUACCGCACCGACGCUCAGUGGAAGACUCUCAAUAGGGGCCAGAUACGACCGGAGGAAACGAGUUAUCUGGUGAAAAACUUAGUUGGCGGACGCACAUAUUACUUCCGUGUGCUGGCGAACUCGGCGACUAGCUACGAGAGUUCGGAUGAAGUGAGAUUCUCCGUUCCAGCGCGCGUGAAGCACAAAGCGAUAACGGCCGGCGUCGUCGGCGGAAUAUUGUUUUUUAUUGUCGCCAUCAUUCUGUCCGUGUGCGCUGUAAAGAUUUGCAAUAAACGUAAACGACGCAAACAGGAGAAAGCAUACAACAUGGUAGCCGCGCGACUCACUGACCUUCGCGCCGCAGACAGCACUCAAGUGCCUUUUAAAAAAUUUAGAGAAAGCGGAAUAUCGAGUGUAGUUCAAUGUUUGCAAUUCACUGCGAACUGGAUCUGGCCGGCAUCGCGGUGUGGCGACGAGGCGCGGUACUGGGGAGUGAUCCGGCGGGUGUCGCCUGCGCCCUCCGCGUCUCCGGCGCCCUCCCUGGCGCCCUCUUCUUCCGACGACGGGGGCUUUUUACCGCGCCUCCGGGCUCCUUUGCGUCCCGCUGCUGCACCGCCACUGUUCCGCGCCUCCUCCCCUGCCCUCGCGCCCUGGACUCCUUGGCCACCGUGGCCACCCUGGGUCCCCGCUUGGACGCCAUGGUCGCCCCUCCAUAUUUCAGAUCUCAGCUCGGUUCCGUUUCCGAGCUCCGCUGAUGGCUCUUUCCCCACGCCGCCCUCGUUUCUCCUCCGGCCUCCGCGCCAGCAUACCGAGACGCGGAUGCCAUGCGGGGCACUGACGCGGGCCCGCUGGCGGCCGCUUCCGCGCCACUCCCGGCCGCGGCCCGACCCGCCUCCACCUCAUGAAGCAUCUCCAGAGAGCCGGUCGUCCUCAAGCGGUUUCGGAAGCAAGAACGCAUCCUCCUCGCAGCACAACCGCAGCAGCAGGACUGGAAGCCUGGCCGAGUGGCGGCCGCCGCCUUACAGGCCGCCACCGCCGGCACCGCCGCCGCGCCCCGGCUCCGGCGAGGCAGGCGAGGCGGGCGAGGCGGCGGACGCAGGGUCGGUGGACGUGCACUACGAGUGGGACCGCGCCACGCGCACUCCGACCCCGUCGACGCCGGAGCGGCCGCGAGCCCGACCGUCGCGCGACGACGUGGAGGCCCGCGUGCGCGCCAUGAAGGAGGAAUUCUUAGAAUUCCGUAAGCGGCAGGCUCUGCGACGGCGUUCCCCCGAGCCGCUGGGCCCGCCGCCGCCUUUGUCGGCGCUAUCGGCGAUCUCCCCCCUGGCCGCGCCCGCCCCCGCCGAGACCGUCUGCUGACUUGCCGGCUGUCGAAUGAUAACGUUUCAUUUGUUCCCCACCGAUAACUGUAUCAUCGUCUUCGGAAUGACGCUCUAUGUUGUAAUCGAAUAAACGAUACGACGCAUCUUUUUGGAUGCGUGGAAUACGUUGAAUCAUGGAAUAUAUGAUCAUUAUGACCCAUAGAACGGCAAUCUGAACAUAGCGAAAAGAGUUUUGAGUCAAGUGACAAAAGGCCUAAUAAAAUAUGUAAAGAGAGUAUAUUAAUAAUUUUUGAAGUGGCCGUAAUCGUGAAAUAUGGUCCCUUGAGAAACAUAUCUAAUAUUCUCAACAAAAGCGAAAACAACGAUCUCUAAUCUGUGUACCUAUAUGUUCUAUUGUUCACUUGACUUUUAAACUGGAUUUAUUUAAUUAAGUUUUAACGUCGAAUUAGCAUUAAGUAACCCCACCUUGGUCGAAGGUAGACUCAAUAUCGCUGGAGACUAUAAUCGAUAAGAGUUAAGAGGCGAACACUUUCAGUCGCGCACGUCGACUGAAAUGCGAUCUUAAUGUACAUACGUAUAAACUAUGUGGAUGCAGUGGCGUUUACUGCUCGCACUGUCUGUUGUCCUACUCGAUUUAAAUGUCAAUUAAUGAUUUCAAAUAUUACGCCUAUUUGUGUUGUUAUCGUUGAAUUUUUUGACACGUGCACAAAAUUAGAUAAUAUAAGCUAAGAUUGUAAGCGUGCCAGUAAUUCAUAUCAACGACAAAGACAUAAAUAUACCGUACUAUCAAAAGCGACAUCGUUACGUUAAAUUCUAGGCCGGUGUUUUGGCGAGCAGGCAGUGCGAAAAUACGUUCACCUAAACGCUUUAGGUAUGAGUGGGUAGCAUCCACGACACCACUCAUACCAACAUUAUAUUGUAGUUAUUAUUGUAACUAAUAAAGUAAAUUAUACGAUAGUGUGAUACUUAGUGCGUUUGGCGCUACUGUACACGUAACCAGCUACUUCAGCGAUCCCGAAUCCUAUCGGUUUAAUAUGGAUUUCAUUGAUCAAACAUACUUAGCGUCAAACGGGCGAGUAUUAUGUACAACACAACAAAUAAACUUAGAUAGAUUUAGGAAAUAUAUAAGUGAGGGAGGACUUAAACGGAUGUUGUUUAUUUAAUUUUUUAUAUAUGUCGUUAUUAAUUUCCAAGUACAAAUUAUAAUUUUAUCUGUUGCGCAUCUAGUUAUUUUUUAUAUAAUUUUGAACUGUACAUAUGUAAAAACACAUUAGAUAUUAUAUUAUACACUUAUUUAUUUAGGCGUCGUGUAAUGAUAUGUAUGAAGUUCUAAUGAAUUUUUGCCAUUACAUGUUUGUAAGGCGCUAGACAAAAUUUGUUGAAGUUAUCACAUUAUGUAUAUUUUAUUUGUUUCACCCAUAAAGCGAGUACCUUGUUAAAUUGGAAUGAAAGAAAUCGAAAGGUGCUACACUCACUAAACGCAAUAAUCAACGUUUUGUUAACGCUAACGAGCCUGGACUCUGCUAAACAAGUUUUCAAUUCCAAUGCUAUGAUUAUUCUAUAUGAAAAUUAACACUGUUCACACCGCCAGGUUCCUGUAUUCAUCCCACCUUAGUUAAACACUAUAAGUUCAUCAGUCACGACAAAGACUGUUUAUUUAGUUUGUAUUAAUAUUUAACUUAUAUGUUGAUAAGUGAUGUUUCGUGUUCGCAAUGAUUUUAGGUGAAAUUUUUAUAACAAUACAUUGUAUUCAAAAUAAUUCGAAAUUCCAAUAUCGUUAAGGGACUCCUAAAAAUAAGUAUAAAAUGUACGCUUUAAAGAAAUUGAUACAUAAAUUACUCGUAAAAUAGUUAGGUAGGUAUGGUAAGGUGUAGUUGGUACGUGCAUGCGUGGAGCGUGUGAUUAGCACCCAGGUGCACUCAGGUGUAUUGUCUAAGACACGGAUGCAUCAUCACUCAGGUCACUGCCGACAAGUAGAUUAAGCUGCGGUAUAUCGACACAUUGUAGACAUUUGUUUUUUACGUUAGUAGGUGAACCCGCGGCCCGCCAUACUUUACAUAAGGUCGUUAUAGUAUCAACAGUUUGUGCAAUAACUUCUCCGUUCAGUACAAUUUAAAAUAUAUCUAUGUUAAAUAUAAUGUAUGCUCAAUUUUUUCGACUGACCAACUGUAACCUGUACCUUUUUUUAAUCUUUAAAAUUUUGAAGAUUUUAAAGCAUGCAAGGUAGUGAAUAUUAAUUAGUAGGUAUCUGGUCUACAGUAGCUUAUGAAAUUACAUCAUUUUGUUUGUCGUAAUUUUGAGACUAUGUUAUUUAUCGAUAACGUUUCACUUUAAUAACUUUAUUUAUAAUUUAAUCGACUAUUCCUGAAAAAUCCUGAAAGAUGGGUCUUAUCACUACCUUGCCAAAUUCAUUUACAAGGCAACAUUAUGUACCUACUUUUUAGUUCAAAAUAGUCAGUAUACUACAAACGAUAGAUCAUCUGAAUAAAUAAAUAAAAUAAUAUCAAAGAUAUUUAUUUAUGAAAUAAGUGUAAAGACGAAUUGGGUCCAUUAACAACAAAACCAUUUGAAAACUUUAUAUUGCAAGUAACACAACACCAAUAUUUCAUUAACCGUUCUAGUAAAUUUAACGUGCCUAGAAUGCUAGUAAUUACUUACUUAAAUGAGAAGUUUUUUGUAGUUAAUAUUCUAAAACACUAAUUGGUUUAAAAUGAAAUAUUACAAGUGUCUGUGAGUAACCUAUUAUACAGAAUAACGUUACAAAUAUUUGAUCCACAAAGUAGGAAAUAACACGGCUCAAAACAUGUGAUAUCUAGUCUUUGUCAUAAUAAAAAAAAACAUUUCCUUAAUACAUAAGUACUGACAUGUGUUAGCCAUAAAUUGAGAGUUAAUUUGUUGAUCUACUCAAUAUGUUGUUGACACGUACCUACUUAGCAAAAUUCUUCCUAUAAGGUACAUACAUUUUUGAAUUUCAGCGCUUUUAAAUGUCUAUUAUUAAUUUCAUUUAGAGGGACUCAAUCUAAACUCGAAAUGCAUUCGACGACUUCUUUAGACUAAAAUGAAAAGAUAGCAAUAUAUUAGAGUAAUGUAAUUAAAUCAUAUAUAUCAGUUUGUUUAAAAGUAAUAAAUAUGAAUGAUAUAUUAUGUGCACAUUGGCAAAUGUAAUAUGGUGAUACAAGGGCACCCAAUAUUAAAGACUUAAGGCAAAAUGCACAAUAUCUCAGCACAGUAAGGUAUAAUCCAAAAAUUCGAGAUAUUAUACCCAGCACUUUAAAUGUAACUCCAAUAAAUACCCACGAUGCCUGUGUUCGCCUUGUUUGAAAUAAGAUAAUGCACAAGCCACGUUUUUGUAUAUCAAAACAUCUUUGAUUUUGUUUUUUAUUUAGAAUAUAUUUUUAGUUAUAAGUGUUGAGAUCAGUGUUUACUGUGUAAGCACAAAAAGGAUUCAAUUCAAAAAAUUAAAAUACAAUAACGUUGCUAUGAUACAA